AUGUUUUCAAGUGGCGGCGUCAACAGCAGCACACUUUCAAAACUAAUAAAAGAUGUUAUACUACAAUUAGAUAGUUGUGGAUUAGACAUUAUUGGGACGGUGUGUGACCAAGGAGCAGCUAAUCAGGGUGCUAUGAAAAUUUUGAUAUCUUCGUCACCAACUGAGUAUGCAGCAUGCACAUUUACAGUGAAUAAUAAAAGUAGGAUUGUGCUCUAUGAUCCACCACACUUACUCAAAGGUAUUAGAAACCAAUUGUUAAAAAAAAACUUAAUAUGGAAGACAGACAAUGAAAAAUUAACAGCAUCAUGGAGCCAUAUAAAAAAUGCCUACUACAUUGAUGUAUGUAGUGGGGACCUCCGAGCUCUCCGCAAAAUCACGGAAGAGCACAUCACGGAGGAAAAGAUGAAGAAGAUGAAGGUGGCCCAUUGCGCUCAAGUACUUAGCCAUACAAUGGCAGCUACUAUCUCCAUGAUGGCGCGAAAUAAUGAAAUAAGUAGCGAUGGUACCGUAACAAUGCCAAAAGAGGCCAUCGCUACCGAUAAAAUUCUAAAAUUUUUCGAUAAUCUGUUUGAUUCUGUUAAUGGGUCCCUAAGAAUAAACUCAGAAGGGAAACCACUUAAAAUGGUGGCAAAAUCAACAAGCGACCACCGCAACUUUUGGAUUGACAGUAUAAAACACCUGGGGAACAUGUGGUUUGAAGACCACAUUAAAAAAACCAGAUCAAUACCGCCCUCAUUGAAGAACUGGGUUACUACAUUGAAGGGAAUGUUAUCAAUAUUAUGUUAUGUGGAGAGGAAGAAAUUGCCCUUUUUUAUUCCACGGCAAAUAAACCAGGAUCCCUUAGAAAAUAUGUUUGGGCAAAUAAGACAAAUGAGAGGUCGAAACAUUAAUCCCACCUGCCAAGGGUUUGGAGACGCAUUUAAAUCACUUCUUGUGAGAAAAAUGUUGUCUCCUCAUUUGGCAGGUGGAAAUUGCGAAGAAGAUAAUUCAAAAAAUUUGUUAAAGCCAACGGUUUUUUUAAAUAAAUCUGACAAUCCUAACAUGUAUAAUGCUGUCAUCUCUGAUGUAGAGAGACCAUUAUCACCCACACAAAGAAACAUAGAAACUUCAUUAUUGGAAGUAGAAAUUGAAAGAACUGUUUCACCAAGCUUUGAAUUGGAUGGACGUAGGAUUGUUGAUGUUUCAUCUUUUAUGAACCAAAUAUGUGAAAUCGGCUACCAUAAUCCAUUUAAUUGUUCUGUUGUGGAUAUGCAUAUUAUUUCAGAACAAAGAAAUGGUUUGUCUUCACAAAUUACACUUCAAUGUAAAAUGUGCGGAAUACAAAAAAAAAUUACCACUGAUUCCAUUAACACCUCAAAAAUAAAUGAUAGUGUUGUUUUGGUAGCAACGUCUAUAGGAAUCGGCUACUCCCAAGCUGAUGAAUUUUUCUCUGUUCUUGAUAUCCCAUUUAUGGCUAAUAAAACCUACAAUAAUUCUCAUGAUAAUAUAGCUCAUAUAAUUCAUGAUAGUGCCUUAAAAAGUAUGGAAGAAGCAGCUAAAGAAGAAGCUGAAAUAGCCAAAAAUAUAGGAGAUGUCGACAAGAAUGGUAUCCCAUGUAUAACCGUUGUAGUGGGUGGAUCUUGGUCGAAGCGAUCAUACAAUGUCAAUUAUAACGCUCUUUCUGGAGUUGUAAGUGCUUAUUGUGUUAUUAUUUGCCUGUAUAAUCGGUCAACGCACAGGAAAGUUGUUGUACUUAAACAUAAGUAA
Messenger RNA from Onthophagus taurus, 1746 nucleotides. Lineage: Eukaryota; Metazoa; Arthropoda; Insecta; Coleoptera; Scarabaeidae. The record is from RefSeq and is a predicted model, not a curated record.